This is a messenger RNA of Ictalurus punctatus (channel catfish), 5700 nucleotides long. RefSeq names its product glycine receptor, alpha 1 (gene glra1). The transcript is spliced from 10 exons. Gene Ontology annotation, biological process: regulation of membrane potential; chemical synaptic transmission; nervous system process. Gene Ontology annotation, molecular function: glycine binding; extracellularly glycine-gated chloride channel activity; transmitter-gated monoatomic ion channel activity. The record is from RefSeq and is a predicted model, not a curated record. Lineage: Eukaryota; Metazoa; Chordata; Actinopteri; Siluriformes; Ictaluridae. Bases 896 to 2275 code for a protein of 459 amino acids. Gene Ontology annotation, cellular component: neuron projection; synapse; plasma membrane.
AUGGCAGCGGCGCGGGGGCGUGCGCGCAAAGGUGAGCUGCUUUUUGAGUUUACUAAAUGACUGCAGCAAGAAAUACAGCAGCGUUUGCACGGGUUUACUGGUAAUGGGAGACUCUCUGAACGACGCAAUUUUAUUUCCCCUACAAUUCUGGGUUGCACUGAUUACUGAAAUUCCUUGAAAAAACAAGAUAAUAAUAAUACUAAUCAUUAAAACAACAACAACAACAACAACAAAAAAACAGCUUAACUAUGAAAUCGAAAACGAGUCGUGUCUCCUAAGUGGACCGGACAAUGGAAGUGGCUUCCUGCAGCAGUACUGGUUCGCCCUUGGGAAACAAGCACGCAGGAAAUAAGAGAAUCUGUAAAAGCGCGUCGGUCCGCACCGGCCGGGUUCCUGCGAGCGCGCGCGGCUCCGAAGCGACGCAUUGUAUCCCGGAACGCGUGUCAAUGGAUGCGUGAAGAAAUUUAACAAAAAAAAAAAAAAAAACACUCACGUAUUAAUUUAUUCCAUAUAAGUUCUAUUGGAAUCGCGCCGUGCUGAGGAGGUUGAGAGUUGAAAUUCGGACGUUGCAACUCGGCGUGCACGUGUGAAGCACAGAUGCAUUGACGGAGCGAGAAUAUUUGGCGCGCCGUUAUGGAUUGCCCGGAGUGAACGUCUGAAUUGAACUGGAUCGCAUCCCCGAUCCGGAGAGCUGCUUCUGAACACGCGAACUGAAGCCUCGCUGGGUGCCAGCCGACAUCCGGUGUCAGGAUCAUGAUCACCUCGUUUCUAUGGUCUUAAAAACAUCCCCUGCCUUACCUUUGGAUCUGGUACCCUAACAGCGAGCAGACACAAUAGCAAUCAAUCAUCAGCGCAAUUCAGAAAUCGUGCAAAGGAAGACCUCAAAGCUGCCACAAUGUGUAGAUUAAGCGCACUCGGAAUUUAUUUGUGGGAAACCGUAGUGUUUUUCAGCUUGGCAGCAUCCCAGCAAGCUGCAGCACGGAAAGCUGCCUCCCCUAUGCCCCCUUCAGAAUUCUUGGACAAACUUGUGGGGAAAGUAUCUGGGUACGACGCAAGAAUCAGACCUAAUUUUAAAGACCCACAUGGCCCCAAAUCGGAUGGUACUCACAAGAAAGGUCCACCUGUGAAUGUAACAUGCAACAUUUUUAUUAACAGUUUUGGAUCCAUUGCUGAAACAACAAUGGAUUACAGGGUGAAUAUUUUCCUGAGACAGCAGUGGAAUGACCCCCGACUGGCUUACAGUGAAUACCCUGAUGACUCCCUCGACCUCGACCCCUCCAUGUUAGACUCAAUUUGGAAGCCAGAUUUGUUCUUUGCCAAUGAAAAGGGUGCCAAUUUCCACGAGGUUACCACUGACAACAAGCUGCUGAGGAUCUCUAAAAAUGGGAACGUGUUGUAUAGCAUAAGGAUAACACUAAUUCUGGCCUGUCCCAUGGACCUGAAGAAUUUCCCGAUGGACGUGCAGACUUGUAUAAUGCAGUUGGAGAGCUUUGGCUACACUAUGAAUGAUCUGAUAUUUGAGUGGGACGAAAAAGGUGCUGUGCAAGUGGCUGAUGGACUGACGUUACCCCAGUUUAUCCUGAAGGAGGAGAAAGAUUUACGCUACUGCACCAAACACUACAACACAGGGAAGUUCACAUGCAUCGAGGCCCGCUUCCAUCUGGAGAGGCAGAUGGGUUACUACCUGAUUCAGAUGUACAUCCCCAGUCUGCUAAUCGUCAUCCUGUCCUGGGUGUCCUUCUGGAUCAACAUGGAUGCUGCUCCUGCUCGUGUGGGCCUGGGCAUUACCACUGUGCUCACCAUGACAACACAGAGCUCGGGCUCCAGAGCCUCUCUGCCAAAGGUCUCCUAUGUGAAGGCCAUUGACAUCUGGAUGGCUGUGUGCCUGCUGUUUGUCUUCUCAGCUCUGCUGGAGUAUGCUGCUGUCAACUUCAUCGCUCGCCAGCACAAAGAGCUGCUGCGCUUCCACAGGAGGAGACGACACCUAAAGGAGGAGGAUGCAGGUGAAGGGCGCUUCAGCUUUGCCGCCUAUGGCAUGGGCCCUGCGUGUCUGCAGGCCAAAGACGGCAUGGCCAUCAAGGGCAACAACAAUGCGCCUGCCUCCAGCAUGCCACCUGAGAAGAGUGUAGAGGAGAUGCGCAAGCUCUUCAUCAGCCGCGCCAAGCGCAUUGACACGGUGUCACGGGUCGCCUUCCCACUCGUCUUCCUCAUUUUUAACAUUUUCUACUGGAUCAUUUACAAGAUCAUCCGCAGCGAGGAUAUUCACAAGCAGUAAAUAUUCCUGAGAAAAGGGUGAGAUCCAAGCUAAAAAAGCUGCCGCUGUCGCACCCACCGACCCCCACUUCCCCUGUGCCCACUUCCUCUCCUCAGCACUCACUCGCUUUCAGUGCCGAGUCCUUAGCAGAGGUAUUUCUCCAUAUUCCUUUUCUUUCUUCUGUCCUUUCCCUCACUGUUCUCCUGAAUAAUCUGGACCUGUGCAAUAGCAAUGCAGUAAAAUGCAUGAUAUAUGAAUGUGGCAAUAUAUUUACUAAAAAAAUAAAAUCUAAAUAAAAAUGGCAACAUAAAUAUUAGACUUUUACAGAUACAUCAGAGAACCUCUGAGCAAACUGAAAUUCAAGGGGAUGUUGCUCUUGGGAGAAAUUGUUUUUUUUUUUUUUUUUUUUUUUUUUGAAGACAUGCUGCAUUAUGGGAAUAUGAAGGAGAUUACAUGCAGCACUGUAAUAUAUCAAGUAUUUAAAACAAAACUCAAAUUAUUUCAAGAGAGAUAACUGGAAAAAUUGAAAGGUUUUAAAGAACGUCAUGUGGUUUGGUGCUUCCAUAAAUAAGUAAUGCAAGAGUCACUGGAAUAUAUCUAUAUCUAGAUUUGCUUCAAUAUAUGUAUUGCAAGCACUUGUCAAUGCCCAGAAAAACAGGAUGUCAUGAUGACAAAGUCCUGUCAUGAUGUCACAUCAACAGUGGAAGCUUGACGAGUGACCGUCAAAAAAUAUAUUGUUUAUAUAUACCAGCUGUGGUCAGUGUGAAUUUUUUGUCCAAAUUAUGUCAUUUACUUAUGUGCCAAGUGAACAGCAUGUUGCUGUACCAUGUUUCCUCAGCUUUUGUGGUCAACGAGAAAAAAAAAAGAAACUUUGGGCUAUAACCCUUUGUUGCUUUAUUUAUUCAGACAACGGACAUAUUUACAAGCUAUGUAUUAUGACAUGACUGAAACAAGAGGAAAACAUAUGAGAAGUAUUUUUGUCUCUCAGCUACAUCGAUUUGCAUUUUCACAGCAUAGACAUCAUGGGAAAAAAAAGUUAUAAUUUUCUUCCCCUUAACAGCAUCAUGUUGUUUUCUGCAUUGACAUCGGCUCCAGCAGAAAGUGUUAUUUUUAUAAGCAGCCAGUGCUGCCAUACACUUAAAUAUAUAUUUAACAACCAAAUGUGUAUUACUGUGACUUUUAACUCUAAAUCAAAGUAUGUAUCGUGCAGCAGAGUAAAUAAUUUGCAAUGUGUUUAAAUAUUGAUUUUGGUUACAACAUGCUUCCAUGGACUACAUCCUCAUCUGGCUUCUCUAUGCAAUAAGAAUAUAUGCAAUUAUUUUAGUUUUUUUUUUUAUUUCCUCAAGUGGCCUAGGGUCGCAUUACCAAAAUUAUAUGUAUGUUGUCUUUUAUUUAUUUAUUUAUUCAUUCAUUCAUUUAUUCAUUCAUUCAUUCAAGAAGCACCCAGUACACUAUGCGUGACAAGGCUACCUUCUUUACAUUAUGCACAUUGUUUGUUGUUGGGGUUUGUUUUUUCCAUUUUCCCACUUUGCUAAUGUUUUAUUUUCUUGACAGAAAUGAAAGUACAUUUUCCCCAUGCAAGGUCCUGGAGGCAGUGUGAAUUAUGAUUCAUUACCGUUCAUGACAUUGGUGCAGUGUUUUCGCUCCAUUCUACAUUCUGUUUAUCCACUUGAUUUGUUUUCUUGGCCAAAGAGUAAUCUCCUUAAAGCGUUGCCACUGCCAUUCAGCUGUGCAAGCGAGUACCUGAUAUAAAGCGUCUAUCUGUUUAUGAGAAAUAUGCAUACUAACUUUCUCAUUGGACAGUAGGUUGUUUAUCCCUUAACUUGGUUAGAUCUGACAACAACAACAAAAAAUCACAACAUUGCAUUAUAUCAUUUUUGAGUUUUUGUAGCAUUGCCUGGGGAAACAUGGUCAAAUUAAUAAGAGAUGUAAUUACUGCAUAAGGUUAAUUAUUUAUUCAUUUAUUAAGUAUAUUUCAAAUGUCGCAUUAGAUAUUGCAUUAGAGUGGGACUGGCAUGGUGUGUCAGACUGCAAUCAUCGCAGAACUACCCGGUUUAACACCCUUCUCGCUCCAGGACAGAUGAUUCAGCUUGUGCAAGGAAUGAAAAUUGUGUGCUGCACUGAAUCAUGACAGGGGAAAUGGGAAAAAUACUAAACCGUGUUGUUCUGUGCGCCUCCACCGAGCCACUCUCUCAUGUUAAAUUCAUAGGAAUUCUCACAUUUAUUUAUUUAGAGUUUUUUUAUGUAUGAAAGUCCUGCUGAAAGUUACAAGUACUAACCUCUCUCUUUAUGUACCUUAACCGUUCAGAACAUGAUUUGACUUGAGCGAAUUCUGACACAGUUUUAAUCAAUAACAGCUGCCAUUGUAUUCAGUCAGUUCCAGAAUUUGUAGCAAUUCAGUUAUUAAACUGAUCAGUGAUUCCUUCUCACUAUCAUUAGAUGUGUAGAUUUUCUUUUUGAUAUGUAGCAUUUAAUUUAAGAAUCAUUUCCUUUCUUCAUGCUGACAUGCAUUGAGAUGUUCCACUCAUAUAGUAGUAUGUUGUACAAUUUACAUUUUGGCUUUAUACAUUUCUGUCAGCUGUGAAAUUAAAUUUGAAAUCGAACAUCUUCAACAAUGAUUUAACACUUGUCAGCAUUUGUAUAACUGAUGCUUAGCUAAAUGUUGCUGUUUCCCCAAAUGCCCUUGAUGAUAAACGAUGCUUCAAGCCACUUAUCGUACUCACACUGCUGUUUUGUCCUGUGUGUCUAAGACUGCAUUCACAUUCGGAUCCUGCUAGCUAUGGUACUAGAGACUGGAAGUUCAUAGAGGACUAAUAGUGACUUGGAAAUGAGGACAGUGCAAUUUGAAACAUUUGCUAUGUGCAACCAAGCCUUUAUGAGGCCAAACUCUCAUGCAAAUAUCAAUUAGAACUUUGCAUUGGUUCUUUAAAUGGUCAGUUUAUGAGGCAUGAUAUGAUUUGUUUAAUGAUUUCUUAUUUUCUAUUGAUACCUUUUUAUUACUAACUGUUGAAGGUCGAGCAGUGAGAGUGACUUUAGGCAUGAUUGUUUUUUGUGGCACAAAGCCUUGGAGAAGGUUUGGGGGGGGUUCAUUUUUUGCAUAAGCUUGUAUGGCCUUAAUCAAUAUUUUCAUUUCUUGUUUUACUUGCGUAUAUCAUGUAUUGGCACAAAGUGCACCUCUUCAUUUGCUAAUUAUCAUAAUUAAAGUGUGCAAUUCCCUUUUAUGCAGUAAAGAAAAUAGCAAAUGUGUUCUUUUUUAUUUCUAAAUCUGAAGCAUAGAAUAUUUUGCAUGAACAUAAAUAAUGGCAGAUAUUUUUGGCUUGUACAGAAAUGUGAGCAAUUUGAAGAAAAAAAAGGAAUGUACCAUUUCUGCUGUAUCUGUAUAUAAUUAAAUAUUUAUUGAAAUAUGUCAUUAUGCUGAAGCUAAUUCUACUAUUAAAGGUUUUCUG